GAUGCCGCUGGUGGUGCUGUGCGGGCUGCGGGGCAGCGGCAAGAGCCGCCGCGCCGCCGAGCUGCGGGCGGCGCUGGGCGCGCCCGAGCGGGCGGCGCACGUCGUGGCCGAGGCGGAGGGCGGGCGGGCGGCGCUGCUGGCCGAGGUGGAGCGGCGGCUCGGGCGGCGGGACGUGGUGAUCGCGGACGCGGGCAACGAGCUGCGCAGCGUGCGCUACGAGCUGUACUGCGCGGCGCGGCAGGCGGGCACGGCGCGCUGCGUGCUGCACUGCGCCGGCGGCGCCGCCGGCCCCGCCGACCCGCCCUUCGAGGCCCCCGACCCGAGCAACCGCUGGGACCGGCCGCUCUUCACGGUGGGCGCCGAGGAGCCGCUGCCGCUGGCCGCCAUCCGCGCCGCCCUCUUCGAGGGCCGCCCGCCGCCCCCGCACCGCGCCACGCGCGCCCAGCCGCUGCAGUCGGCCGACUUCCUGCACCGCCUCGACCGCGUCACGCAGGAGGUGCUGGCCGCCGUCGCGGCGGCGCAGCGCGGCGGCGCCCAGCCCGGGCAGCUCGUGUGCGUGCCCGGCGCCGCCGAGGGGCUGGUGCUGAGCCGGCCCCUCGGCAUGGCCGAGCUGAGCCGCCUGCGGCGGCAGUUCAUCAGCUACGCCAAGAUGCAGCCCAGCGACGAGAACAUGGCUCAGCUGGCCAGCAUGUUCCUGCAGUACCUGAGCCGCAGCAUCCAGUGAGGCCCGCGACGGGGCCCCGGGCGCGUCCGAGGUUGCUGCAAGGUUGUGCUCCGCUGUUGCCUUCCACCCGCUGGCCCCGAGGAGCCUGUGUCCUGCCGCUCCCAGAGGAGAUUGGCAACUGCAGCUGGGGGAAGAUGAGUCGCGUGUUCCUGCAGCAGCCAAACAAGCUGUGCCAGGAAGAGGAGCAGCGGAGGUGCCACCCCCACGUUCUCCCCAUCUGCUGAAAAGGAGAUCUUGAGCAAGAGAACAGCCUCCUGCGGAGACCUAGGCCCCCAAACAUAGCGUGCGAACCUGAAAGCCCAAAGGUGAUGGCUGUGGCAGAACCUUCUCCCCUCCCCAUUGGCCUGCGUCUUGAAGACGACGACUAGUUUUCCAAGGCGCUCUCUAAUACGUCAGGCUGCAGGAGAGGCUUCUGUUCCAGGACUGGUGCAUGCAGUAUUUUUAGGAUGCAGCUGUUUCAAAAAAUCCUACCGAACCCACGAGGUAGACUUGCAAACGCUGCACAACAGAAGGAUGCUGGCUUAGCAGGCUCAAACCUCUCUUGUUUUAUUAUUAAACCUGAAACAGUGCCUUAAAUGGAGUGGAGAUUUAAUUUACUUGCAAGACUGUUCUAUUGAAACAUCUUGUGAUGGCUUUUCUUUGGAAGAUCAUUAUUAAACACAUUUAAAAACAUUAAUUGUUUAAGAAUUACUGCUCUUGUAACACAGUGACCUGAAAUAACCAUGUCUACUCUACGUUUGACUUUGAAAUUCUCCCAUAAGUCUUUACCGGCUCUGACUGAAUAGCUUACUUUCGGCCUUACUCUCAGCUUAAAUUUCAGUCUUUGCCAUAUGAGUUGUGUAGCUUAUGCGUAGUUCUUGCUUUCUGAUGGAUGAUUCAUCUAUCUUUUUUUGUAGAUGUUUUAGGGUUUUGAUCUUAACUGUACAUGUAGUGUUACCUGAGAGGAAAUGUGAAGGGAGCAGGAAGGGUUACUUAAGUGAGUUGCUUGGCUUUCGCUCUUUAUCUGAUAUACCAGCUGCCAAAUGGACCUCUGUAUUGUGGUUCAUUUAGCUGAGAAAUGACUACAAAAAUGUUUUGAUGUAUAUAAUUUCAUUUCCUAAUCAGAGCAAAGAGAAUAAAGUGGAGAAGAUGCAUUCAGUAUCUGUAAAA
Messenger RNA from Rhea pennata, 1873 nucleotides. It is a transcript of the gene KTI12, whose product is annotated as KTI12 chromatin associated homolog. Gene Ontology annotation, biological process: tRNA wobble uridine modification. The record is from RefSeq and is a predicted model, not a curated record. The transcript has a single exon. NCBI's taxonomy places the organism in Eukaryota, Metazoa, Chordata, Aves, Rheiformes, Rheidae. Bases 2 to 724 code for a protein of 240 amino acids.